GAUCAUAGGUCAAUUCACGUCUCUGAACUCUUCAAAACCCUAUUUUCUAUCUCCCUCCUUGGUCCCCAAUUCUCCCUCUCCCUCUCUCGCCCGCACCGAUCGUCCGUACGCCGGCCAGAGGGUGAUUCCGGCGAUGGACCCGCGGCGGAUCUCCCACGCCGCCGCCAUCAAGCCCAAGGUCCGGCAGGUCGGCUUCGUGCCCCGCAACGCCCCGCCGGAGCCGCCCGCCCGGUCCCAGUCCUACCCGGCGGAGCCCAGCUCCUCGCCCCCGCUCUCCAACUCCCCCGCCGGCAACUCCCUCUCCCCGGUCAUGAUCCCGCCGCCCCGGCACCUCUCCGACAACCUCCCCGCCUUCCGCACGCCGGCCGUUCCCGUGCCGGAGCCGGCGCGCCGGCGCGCGGGCCACUCGCCGGUCGUCGGGAGCUACGACCCGGCGGAGUCCCUCCUCGGCACCUCGUCGCCGGCCCCGUCGCCGCCGUCGAGCGGGAGGCUGAUCGGCGACGGGGAGUUCUCGGAGGAGUCGUGGCUGCGGCGGAGCAACUCGGCCAAGUUCGCGUCGAGCUUCCCCGGCGGGGGCUUCGAUUUGACCGCCGUGAAUGCGGUCUCCGCCGCUGAUCUCGCGUCCAAUGCGAAUGCGAAGAAGGCUGUUGCAUCCGAUGUGAAUGCGAAGAAGACGACCGAGAAGAGUGAGGGGAGUGCUCUGGAAGUGAAAAAUGAAGCAAUCCCUAGUUCAAAGUCGCUGAAGGCGAAAACUACAAAAUCUGAAAGGCGUGCCUUGCAGGAGUCUCAGCGAGCUGCAAAAGCUGCUGCAAAAGGUGAGGGAAAUAAGCCCACUGCUGCUGCAUCUGGCGGAGUCGCUUCUGUUAGGGCAUCAAAGCAGCCCACACAAAAGAAAGAUGCUGCUUCAGCUGCACUCUCUGUAGCAGCUUCUGAGAAGAAAGGAAGUGACCGUGCACCGGAGAAGGACAGGAAGAAAGAUGCCCCUGCUCCACGCAUGCAAUUUGAUGACAAGAGUCGGGUGGAAAAGGCUAAAAGGAGAGCUGUUGUCAAUCAAACCGAAGCUAGAAAUAGAGUUGAAUUGUUUAGACAUUUGCCUCAAUAUGAACAGGGAACACAGCUUCCUGAUCUCGAGUCAAAGUUUUUUCAACUCGAGCCUAUGCAUCCUGCUGUUUACAAGGUUGGGUUACAGUAUUUAGCAGGAGAUAUUUCAGGGGGCAAUGCUCGUUGUAUUUCAAUGCUGCAAGCUUUUCAAGAGGCCAUCAAAGACUAUGUAACGCCACCUGAAAAAAGUCUCAACAGAGAUUUGACAGCAAAAAUUAGCAGCUAUGUUUCGUUUUUUACUGAGUGCAGACCACUUUCAAUCAGCAUGGGAAAUGCAAUUAGAUUCAUAAAGAAUCGAAUUGCCAAGUUACCAUUAUCUAUUUCUGAAUCAGAAGCGAAGGCUUCCCUUUGCUCCGAUAUAGAUCGCUUUAUAAAUGAGAAGAUUAUAGUGGCUGACCAGGUAAUAGUCAGACACGCCACGACUAAGAUCAGAGAUGGGGAUGUUCUUCUUACAUAUGGUGCAUCAUGUGUUGUUGAGAUGAUUUUGUUGUACGCCCAUGAAAUUGGGAAACAGUUCCGUGUAGUGGUAAUUGAUUCGCGCCCCAAACUCGAGGGCCAAUCAUUACUACGUAGGCUGAUAGCCAAAGGGCUGAGUUGUACAUAUACACAUAUAAAUGCAGUUUCUUAUAUAAUGCAUGAAGUGACUGGAGUUUUCUUGGGGGCUUCCUCUGUAUUGUCUAAUGGUACUGUAUAUUCGAGGGUUGGAACUGCAAGUGUGGCAAUGGUUGCUAAUGCUUUCCGUGUUCCCGUUAUAAUAUGCUGCGAAGCAUAUAAAUUUCACGAAAGAGUGCAGCUGGAUUCAAUUUGCUUCAAUGAAUUGGGUGAUCCGGAUGCUGUUUUAGAGGUUCCUGGAAGAAUGGACGUGAAUUAUUUGGGUAACUUGCGGAAUAAGGAAAAUCUUCAAUCGCUGAAUCUCAUGUAUGAUGCUACUCCUUCAGAAUAUGUGUCCAUGAUUGUCACAGAUUAUGGCAUGAUUCCUCCAACAAGCGUGCCUGUGAUUGUCCGAGAAUAUCGGAGGGAGCAGUUAUGGAUAUAGACUUGUCAUUGGAGCAGUAAUUCCACAAUUUUGGCGCCCGAUAGGCUGGCUAAUGGGGAGAUCUCUUGCUUCCGUUUGGACACUCAAGCCGUGCACCAACAGAAAUAAGCGUGGCAUGUUUUGCUGACUCUAGUUUUUCGUUGUAGCUCUUAGUUUCUAAAUGAUGUUCCCUUUCUAGCUCAUCUUUUCUUUGUUUGGUAAAAGCUGAGCUGCACAUAUUUUACUUGUGCUUAUAUAUUGGAAGUAACGAUAAUGUCUUGUAAUUAAUUAGUCCAUUCUUUGUAAAUACUGAUGAUUUUGUUAAGCUUGUCAAAGAUCCAUCGGUUGGUCGAUUUUUGAUAUCA
Messenger RNA from Syzygium oleosum, 2481 nucleotides. RefSeq lists its product as uncharacterized. The coding region runs from base 134 to 2137 and encodes 667 amino acids. The record is from RefSeq and is a predicted model, not a curated record. The transcript has 7 exons. Lineage: Eukaryota; Viridiplantae; Streptophyta; Magnoliopsida; Myrtales; Myrtaceae.